Molecule: messenger RNA, 1098 nt
Organism: Cladocopium goreaui
Lineage: Eukaryota; Dinophyceae; Suessiales; Symbiodiniaceae
Source: the annotation of a GenBank genome assembly
AUGGCGGAGGGAGAGGAACCCAGUGUACGCCUGGGCCGCUACGUGGGCAGGAAAUCGGACCAUUCGUGUCCCGGUGACCACGUCACCUGGGAGAUCGUCUUGGCCGAAGGCGGUCAGUGCACCAUUGAGUGCAGGUCUGAGCUGUCGCCCUCCAAGGGCGGAACGCAGGCUUGGCAUGUGGAGGGCACGUGGGAGGAGGAUGACGAUGAAGUGGUGGUGUCCAUCACCAAGGAGGAUCCUUUGGGAGGUCCUCGGAGUGACAGAGAUGUGACGCUCCAGGUGGAUGACGAUGUGCUCACCUUCAAGGGUGCCAAAUGCCAAUGGACAAGUCCACCACCGGAUCACUUCCUGGACGCCAUGGCAGCACUGAGCCUCAAGGAGCUCAAGGCUAAAGCGUUGAGCUUCGGUCUGGAUCCCACUGGCUGCAUCGAAAGAGAGGAGUUUCUAGAGCUAAUGCGCCGCGGCAAAGCAGCCGGCGCCCUGAAAGAGGCAUCGCCUGUGGCAUCGCAGCCCUCGCCCUCACCCACAUCGCCUUCCAACAAAGUGGACCAGGCCAGUGCUCCCACGGAGAGCCCACAUGCCAGUGCCAGUCCAGUGGCCAGCCAAGGCGAUGCUCCUCCUGAUACGCCAGAGGCCCCACAGGAAAUUCCAGCUGGUUGCUACAGCCUGGAGCAAUUGACCGACAAGCGAACCUGGGAGAAGCUGGAUGUGGUCUCAACUGAACGGGAGACCUACCUUCCCGACGGCGUCUUUCAACAGCUUUUUGAGAUGCCCAAGGCCGACUUUGCAAAGUUGCCAAAGUGGAAGAAGGACAAACCUCAAAAAAAAGCACGGCCUUUUCUGAACGGCGAGGUUUGUGAGCGGGAUUUAGUCAACUUAGUCAACUUAGUCAACGUCCAGUCUGCACCAAGCCUCGCAGUGACGGAUCGUGUGUACAGGUGGGUAUUUGGGCUUGCGCAGCCCCGAGGCUUCAACGGCUUCGAUUUAGAUUCUAAAAAUUCAGAUGUUUGGAGGCGCCACCUUGACAUGACUUUGACAUGGACCUCCAACCAGAAAAUCCCUAGAUGGUGGGCUUCGAUGGAAAGCCAAGGCAACUAG